This is a messenger RNA of Linum tenue, 177 nucleotides long. Lineage: Eukaryota; Viridiplantae; Streptophyta; Magnoliopsida; Malpighiales; Linaceae. The record is from the annotation of a GenBank genome assembly.
AUGGUCCCAAUCCAAAAAAGACUCAUAUCUAUGGUGACUGUGUUUUUAGAAUGUCACUUGGAUGACUUGAGCAAUUUAGGCAACAAAGGAGAGACUCAUCAUGGUAAUAUUGGUGAGGUAUUGGAGAAAACAGAUGAUGCUCGUGGCUCUCGCCAUAGCCCACAAUGGUUGCCUUGA